Messenger RNA from Clupea harengus (Atlantic herring), 3337 nucleotides. RefSeq lists its product as uncharacterized. Gene Ontology annotation, cellular component: nucleus. Gene Ontology annotation, biological process: regulation of gene expression. NCBI's taxonomy places the organism in Eukaryota, Metazoa, Chordata, Actinopteri, Clupeiformes, Clupeidae. The record is from RefSeq and is a predicted model, not a curated record.
UUCUGUUUGGUCCGUGUCUUUUGCGUUAGUGUAUAGGUUUUACUGAUUAAAGUAUCGCUAUUAUCCUAAAAGAUAUCGGCUUGGUAAGAACCAGGAGAUGGCUUCCUGACUAUAAUGUGUCCACUACUUAUUAACUCAGUAACAAUAUCGCUGAAGGCAUCGUAACAGAUAGGCCUAACGGUACCCGUACCAUUUUGUGUGUUGUCAGAGAAAUUCAGAAUCAGUAGGCUAUUCUAUACGUUCCCUGUUACGAUAGCCUGUAAAACGAUUUUUGUUAAGAUGAAACCGCGCUUUAAAACUACAAUAGGGAGCAAAAGAGACCGUGAAACCAUGGCUGCCCAGCGUUCAUCGACGUUGUCCGUGAGCAGUGAGAUUUCCAUGUCUUUCCAGGAUGAACUGGCUUCCACAAUACACGGCGCUUUUGAAGUGGCCGUGGAGAUAGCUGUGCGAGAGGUCACUAAACUAGUGGGUCAAGCCUUGGGGGAUGUUCGCGAUCAAAUGCACGAAGCGCUGCGAGAGAACAAGUCUCUGAAAUUGCGUCUGGAAUCAGCCGAAAAAGAAUUGGACUCAUCGCGUUUGUGCGCAGCAGGAGAUGGUGAAGUCCAGUUAUCUGUCAGUCAUUCGGUUCAACCAGAUAGCCCGCACUGUAACGAUAGGCUUAAAACUGAAAAACGCGACAAAGAUGUUGAGGAUCAAGCUAAGACCUCUCUAAAUGUCUCUGUGAAGAAAACGUGUGAUUAUUUAAUUGUUGAGGCCGAGGCUAGUUGUGAACGCCUCGAUGGUACUUUCAGUGAGAUUUGUGAGGACGGCAGAGUGUGCUCACAAACCUUGAACCCGACACAAUCAGAGGACUUGGUCCCUACAUCAAGCAUGGGAAAAGAUGUCAAGCAAACUUCAUCGGCCCCUUGCUUACAGAAUGAGAGGAGGGUAGAUCACAAUGAUAUAUCUGAUCCACAAGAGGAGGCUGCCCCCUCAUAUGAGCCCACAGUGGAAGUUCAGGUGAAGGAGGAGAAACCAGAUUUGGGCCGUGCUUCUGGCUCUAUCUCGGAGUCUGACUCCCAGCUAGGUUUUGACGAUGUGGGUGAAGGUCCAAAUGGCUUCACGUUGGCCCAGUCUAAGAUGUUGGAGGACUGGAGACCAGACCCCCUGGACCUGCCUGGGUGCGAUGCUAGUGCACUCAGCCAAGACGGCAGCCAUGCCCUGGCAGCCCACCCUAUGGCAGUGACAAUGCUGGCCGCAGAGAUGAGUUCGUCGGGGGGCAGUCUGCCUGUGUUCCCCCCUCCUCUCCCCAGCUUGUACCAGCCCAAUGACGCUGCUCCCCUGCCCCACCCAGACCCCCAGAACUACAGCGUCCCCGUCAGGCCCAACCUUCCCGUUCUACCCCCUUCCUACAAGCAGCACGUGUGCAAGAUCUGUGGCCGGCCUUUCCAGCGCCCCAGCGACCUGCGCCGGCACCAGAGCCAGCACCACCGCUCCAAACCGGCCAACAGCACCGCGCCGCGGUCCGGCGGCCGCCCGGCGAAGCAGCAGAAGUUCCCGCCGGGCCACAGCCCGUUCCACUGCAGCGACUGCGGCCGGGACUUCAACCGCAUGGAGAACCUGAAGACGCAUCUGCGCAUCCACACGGGCGAGCGGCCCUACACGUGCUCGGCGUGCGGCGUGCGCUUCCGCCACUCGGGGGCGCUCACGCGCCACUUCCGCAUCCACACGGGCGAGAAGCCCUAUGUGUGCAGCCAGUGUGGCAUGUCCUUCAGGAACAGCGGCGGGCUGCGCUUUCACCAGAGGUUGCACAACCGACAGACACAGGCUGUGAUGGGACAGGCCGUGGGAAUUUUAGGUGAACAUCAGCUCUAGGCCUUCAGUAACUUGGCCACAGGUGAUCAGUGUAUUGAGUUGGAGUGAGUAGUGAACUGCUUCACAGUGAAGUAGAGAAGAACAGAUGUGUGAGUUUUUGACCCAAGGUUUAGACAGAUACUGUCCAGAUCCUGGUAGGUGACCAAACUUAUACAAAGUUAAAACGGGUGGAUGGUGCCAUCUGCAUUCAGAAAGUCCAAACAAUUGUGGUUUAUUUAAAAAAAAAAAAAUGAAGUGUAUGAUUUUAUUUCUUCUUCCAAACAAGCCUUUGGUGAGAUCCUGUAACUUUUAAAGAGCUCUCAAAGGGAGAAAAUUGCUCUCUUUGAAAGGUUCUUCUCAGGAACUAUAAUAAGGAGUCCAGAAGGGUCUUAGAUUGCCACCAUUAGAAUGAUGAGUAACCAAGUGCACUGAGAGAAAAAGAUGGUGGGAGAUGUAAGCUAGGCAGGGAAAAGUCAUGUCACGCUAGUCAAUGCUUGUCAUGCCUAGCAGUAUGCACACUAAUAAAAACAGUAUAUGAACAAGUCUCUUAUAUCCAUGCAGUGGAUACAUGCAGAGUUGGGGGGGGGGUGAACAACACAUUUUUUGUAAUCUUUUUUUGCUCACACUGAAAUAAAUACAAACAGCAGACCUCUACAUUUUGAAUGGUGCUUAAAAACCAUACGUAGGCUUAUCACAGAUGUGCCUGUCAGCUAACCUUGAAUAUUGCUAAGUGGCGUAUCUAAGCCAUCAGCCCUCUGCAGUGAACUGAGCUAGUGCAGAAAGACAUGAACUCAUGUAAUGAAACUAUAGGAAAUGUAUUUGGACAGAAAAUCCUCAAUAUCUUUGACCCUUGAACUUGCUUGAACAUGAUGGUUACUAACUGAAUGUUGUCGCUUAAAAAUACUCAAUAUAUGACAAUUUUACCAGUUUUACCAGUAAAUCCCUAAAUGACUUGAGGCUACAUAUAAGCAGAUGGUAGAGGAGGAAGAGGUUGUGCUUAACUUGGCCAUGGUGGAGUCACUGAAGAGGGGGAAGAAUGGCCUUUUGUCACAAUAAAUCCCACGAGACACAAGAGCCGCCAGAACCCUUUUCACUCUGAAUGUCUUGAUCAGGAGACCUGGGGAGUAUUUCACAAAGCAGUGGAAGCGGUAAGACUUCACACCUCUUCUUCCUGCCAAGUCUCGACCCCCAGAGCACAUGAGUUUUACUCGCAAAUAUCCGAAUUACUCUCGCUCUCAGAACACUAGGUGGCUCUUACCUCCAUGUUCACUGAGGUUUGCGCUGAGAUGGCCUUGCAUCAUACAGCAAAAUCCCCAGGGUCUUUGGUUGGGAGUCAAGUUUUUAUUUAUUUUUUUUUAUUUUUUUUGGUAAAUGAUCUAAACUUCAGGUUGAAUUUUGUGACAUGCUAACUGUGCUACUAUUGUUUUUGUAUUCCCUUGAAACACAAUAAUAACUGGGAUUUUCCGAACAUUAGGAAUAUAAUAAAGUCUUAACCUGACUGCCA